Molecule: messenger RNA, 1456 nt
Organism: Schistocerca nitens (vagrant locust)
Lineage: Eukaryota; Metazoa; Arthropoda; Insecta; Orthoptera; Acrididae
Product: LETM1 domain-containing protein 1
Exons: 5
Coding region: 175-1209 (344 amino acids)
Biological process (GO): intracellular monoatomic cation homeostasis
Cellular component (GO): mitochondrial inner membrane
Molecular function (GO): ribosome binding
Source: RefSeq, a predicted model, not a curated record
UCUGUCCUCAGUGCGUGCUAUGCUCCUAUCGAAGAUGGGGAGGAGGUAUUCAAACAAAUGCGUAUUCAUGAUAUUGUUGAUGGACGGAAAUAAAUAGUGACAGUCUGAAAUACAACAAUAUUUUGCUGUUUUGAGAUUAUUUGAUUUUUAAUUGCUUUGAUCUGAAUACCGAGGAUGAUUUAUUUAAGUUAUAUUGGCAGGAGUUUAAUAACAAGUUGCAGCACAACUCGACAUUGUAUUCGUAGAUGCAGUCAGAAAACUACGACGUCACAGAAAGAAAUUAAUAAAAUACGACGAUAUGCACUUUCGCGCUACAUGCAAUUUGUUCAAGGCUAUGAGACGCUUUUGGAGAAGAAGUUCCCCGCGGCUCUACGUACGUACAGGAUAUUUACUGCCGGAAUUAAGGAUUUCUACAGAGACUUGAUGUCAUUCUUUCAGAUCUCAAUGCAGAUACAUACCGCUCUGAGAGAUCGCGCACUUUUAAGUCGAGGUGAACUUGAAUUGUAUCACAAGAUGAAGAAAGACAUAGUGAAAGUUGCUCCAAUGCUCUUUCUAUCCGUUUUGCCUUUUACAAAUUAUAUAGUUUUGCCAAUGGUAUACCUGUUCCCUCGACAACUGCUGUGCUCUCAUUUCUGGACCAUUCAGCAGCGUGUGGAAUUUGAUGUUCAUAAUCUUCGGUCACGUUUAUACCACUGUCGACCAGUGUUCCGAGCUUUGCAGGCACAGUUGGACAAUAUAGAAGAUGAAUCCUUACACAAACCGUGGGCAAGGAUUUUAAGUUUAAUAGGAAGUGGUGUGCAUCCAAAAACCGAGGAUAUUGUGAAGUGCAUUGACUUAUUUAAAGGACACCCAUACCACAUCCUGUAUCUCUAUACUGGUCACGUUAGACAUCUUCUUAAAAUGCAUGGCAUGCAUGUUGGAUGGCGACGCAGGUACCGGUUAUCUGAUCGAGCUCGAAUCAUACACGAAAUGGAUAUGGCAAUUUUGAGGGAAGGUGGAGUGAAAGCAAUGAGCCAUGACCAGCUGAGAUGGGCUUGUUUCCUCCGUGGAUUAAAUCCUGUUAAUGUGAAAGAAGAUGAUCUGAUAGAAUGGAUAAAUAACUGGAUUGUAGUCUCAAAGCACGUGGAUGAAAGCAGUUUGUCACUUUUGCUACAUUGCCCUAUUCUGCUGGCAUACAAUCAGCCCGGUAACUGGGCACUUAUAUAUUGAGUCUCCAUUUGAAAUUUGGCUCUGUACCCUCUCAAAUUUGGUAUGUAAAUUGACAGGCAUUUCUUCAAAUUUCCACUUUCUGAUAAGUGAAUGCUGAGACAGAGCCCAGGCAAGGUAGCUGAUGCCAUGUGGGAUUUAUUACAAUGAUCAUUCUAACACUAAUAAUUUUAUGGAAAAGCUUGAACAAUCUGUGUUUAUUUUUUCAUCAUACUGUAUUAUCGGAACUAAUAAAGAAUUUUGAAAUUUC